UCCACAGCUGCCGGACGUCCGCCGGCAAAGCACAGGUUCUCCAGCGGCGCGCCCGCUCCGCCAUCUUCUUUCUGCGCCAGAGCAGCGGCGAGGCGCCCCCAAGACAGUACAGCGAGCAACAGCAGCGCAUCCUUCCAGCAGCUCUAGGAGCACCGGACGCCGCCAUGGGACGCGGCUACGGCACCUACGAGAACUUCAUGACCAAGAAGGCCGAGGCCAUGGCGAACGAGCGCACGCCUCUGCGUGGCGCCGAAGCCGGGCCGCAGUACGUCUUCAUGACGAACCCCAACAGGCUGUACCGCACCAGGAUACGGCAGUUCCAGUGCUGCAUCUGCGCCGGACUCCUGGCGAUCUUCGUGGCUGCGGCGGUGAUCACGGUCUCUUACUCGGUGAACCACGACGUGAUGGACGAGGUGAACAACACGGACACGACGGUUCUGCCCGUGAACGUCGCCAAGCUGCUGCAGCUGACGUGGCCUCUGAAAGAUAAAGGAGAGCCGCAGUGGAGCGGCCCGCCUGAGGACGCGACUCAGGUGGAGGCGGCGGUGUCGGCGGGCCGCGGCGCGCUCAGCGAGAGGGACGCCGUGGAGGCGAAGGCGCCGCCGCUGGCCGUCACGGCCCCCGCCUACCGCGCCCAGCAGGCGCUGCACACCACUGCCAAGGCGCGGGAGCUGGGCAGGGCCGGGUACGUGCUCGACGUCGCCUCCAAGCGCAUCGCCGCCGACAGGGGCGUGAAGGCCGGCUCGCUGAUGGCCCGCGGGCCCAUCGUGGCGGCCGACUUCCUGCCGCCCGAGGCGUGCGCCGACGGCCUCUCCGACAGCUACUCGUGCGUCGCGACGCCGUUCCGCAGCCUCGACGGCACCUGCAACAACCUGCAGCACCCGCAGUCCUGGGGCGUCGCCUACCGGCCCUUCCGCAGGAUCCUGCCCCCGGACUACGGAGACGGUGUGUCUUCUCCGCGCCGAGCCUCUGACGGCAGCGAGCUGCCCUCUGCGCGCGAGGUGAGCCUUAGCGUGCACCGGCCGCUGUACAAGGACGACCCGCGCUUCACCGUCAUGUUCGCCGUCUGGGGACAGUUCAUGGACCACGACAUCACCGCCACCGCCAUCAGCCAAAGCGCCAACGGUUCGGCGCUGUCUUGCUGCCACCCGGGAGAGCUCAGCCCAGAGUGCUUCCCGGUACCGCUGGCGGCCGGGGACCCGCAGUUCGACCAGUUCAACGUCACCUGCAUGGAGUUCGUCCGGUCCGCGCCGGCGCCCACCUGCUCCUUCGGUCCGCGAGAGCAGAUGACGCAGGUGAGCGCCUACCUGGACGGCUCCGUGGUGUACGGCAACCAGGCGGAUCUGGCCAACAGCCUGCGCUCGUUCGUCGGGGGCCAGAUGAGGGUCUCCUUCAGCCCUGACGGCCGCGAGCUGCUGCCCAUCUCCACGGACCCCAACGACGGCUGCAACAGGGAGGUGGCCAAUGCCAAGGGCCAGUACUGCUUCGCAGCCGGGGACCCGCGGUCGAACGAGAACCUGCACCUGACCACGAUGCACCUGGUGUGGGUGCGCCACCACAACGCGCUGGCGGCGCGCCUGCAGGAGCUGAACCCCACGUGGAGCGACGAGCGCCUCUACCAGGAGGCGCGCCGCAUCAUCGCCGCCCAGAUGCAGCACAUCACCUACAACGAGAUGCUGCCGCUCAUACUCGGGGACGUGAUUACUGACCGGCUGAGUCUGCGCCCGCAGGCGGCUGGCUAUUACAACAAGUACGACGCAACCGUCGACGCGACCAUCGCCAACAGCUUCGCGGCAGCCGCCUUCCGGUUCGCACACACGCUCAUCCCGGGACUCAUGAAGAUGUUGGCGAACGAGACGAACAGUGAGGAGUUUGUGGAGACGCACAAGAUGCUCUUCAAUCCGUACGGACUGUACCAGGCUGGCUACAUGGACAAGACAGUCCGUGGAGCGCUCGCCACCAACAUCGCCAAGGCCGAUGCCUACUUCAGCAAAGAGCUGACGCAGAAGCUGUUCGCGCAAGGCAACGCGACGGCGCCGGCGCGCCACGGCCUGGACCUCGUGUCGCUCAACAUCCAGCGUGGCCGCGACCACGGCCUGCCGGGCUACCCGGCGUGGCGCGAGUUCUGCGGCUUCCCGAAGCCCCUCGACUUCUCGGACCUGGCCGGCGUCAUCGACCCGGACAGCAUCAGCAGGCUCUCCGCGCUGUACAAGACCGUGGCCGACGUGGACCUGUACACGGGCAUGCUGUCCGAGAUCCCGUUGGACGGCUCGCUGCUGGGGCCCACCGCCACCUGCCUCAUCACGGACCAGUUCAUUCGUCUCAAGCAGGGCGACCGCUACUGGUACGAGACUUCGCAGCAGCCGCAGGCCUUCACACCUGAGCAACUGGCGGAGCUGCGCAAGACGAGCCUGGCGGCUAUCCUCUGCGACAACUCGGACAACCUGACGCGCUCGCAGCCGUGGGUGAUGCGCGCCGCAGCCGGCGACAACGUGCGCCGCAACUGCAGCGAGCUGGCGCGCCCCGACUGGUCUCUGUGGAAGGCGGGGCCGAGCGGCGCCUUCGCGCGGCCCGGCAUCGCGCGCGUCUCGCUGUUCGAGGGCGCCAGCGCCGUGCGCGCCGCCGCGCCCAGGACCAAGACGAAGAUCCCGCACGUCGCCCUCGGCGGCACCGUCACCGGAGGCUCCAUCACCGCCGCGGGCAGCACCGUCUGGAGCGGCGCGCUGCCGCUGCGGCUCCCCCUGCCGCUCUUCGACACCCUGGCCGCCACCGGCCCAGUCCCGGCCGGGUCGCCCUUCUUCGCCGGCCGCGGCAUCUACUGGGACGGCCACUUCACAGCCGACGCGUCCUCAGCCAAGGCCCGCCUCCAGGGCACCUACACCGCGCCCAAAUACCACGACGGCCCGCCGCUCAACUUCUCCGUAGAAUGGUCCAGCGGCACUUUCUCUUUCGACGUCAUGCUCGCGUGGAAUUCGACCAAGAACGGAACUAUCGACAUGUCCGGCUCUUACUGGUCGCCGCUGAGGCUGGAGACGACAAAGCCCAAGUUCGUGCUGACUACGGCGAAACCGGAGGAGGUGCAGAAGUACGCCGAGCAGCUGCUGGUGGCCGGCGGUCUGGGACCCGGAGUACCCAGAGCCCCCUUGCUCAUUCACGGUAUAUUCUCGCCGGACAAGACGUUUUUCACUUGGGACGGCAAUGCGACGCUCAUCCUACCUCUACCGCCCCCGCCGCCACUUCCGGCUCUGAACGUCUUGGCGGCCGUGGCCAAGCCGAAGGAGAAGCGCGUCAUGGUACCGGUUUCAGUUCUCUCUGGUAGCGUGACCACGAGCAGCGGCGUGACGUGGUGGAGUGGAGAACUGCCCGCCGCACUUCCCGCCCAUCCCUUCGACACGGUAGCGUUGGCUGCGGGUGCGAGCUUGACUCCCGGAGUGCCCGUCUUCAGCAGUGGUAUCCAGUGGAGUGGCUCCCUGGUCAGCGACGGUGCGGGCGGCGCGUCGCUUAAGGGCAGCUUCUCCUUCCCGACCUUCACUCACGGUGCUCCCGCCAACUUCUCCAUCAGCUGGUGGAGCGGCAAAUUCGCGUUGCAGAUGCGUUACUUGGGGAACACCACGUUAGACACCUAUCUGCACGACGGACAGCAGUGUUCGUCACCACUCUUCUACGUCGCCAGCCCACAACCCGUUCUCGGCACCCCAGUUGACCUCGACGACACGGAGUCCCUUGCCAGCGUGCACGAGAUGUCUUCUCUCCUGAUCGCCGCCGAGGAGUCUCUCGCACCUGCGCUUCGAGUUCCGAUCAUCCUCAUGGGCACCUACUCGCCCGACCGCACCACCUUCUGGUGGUCUGGCGCAGCCACCUUCAGUGUGCAUGUGCCACCCGCGCCGCCUAUGCCACCCAUGCCACCAGUUGCUGCUUCCCAACUGACCAUGCAACUGAUGAAGAAGACAUCACCCUCUUCCAACUCCAACAAAGCACCUGUGGCUCAACAAAAUAUGGUGACGGCCGCUACAGGAGGCCUGGCUCGCCCUGGCGCCCUAGGGCUGGCGGUGACGUCAGGCUGGGUGGCGACCUCCAAGGCGACGCUGUGGACGGGCACCCUACCAGCCGCUAUCCCACUACCUGCGUUCGAUGCGCGCCCGGUCGUCACCGCGCCGACAGACCCCUUGGGAACGCCGCCCGUUUACGGCAGUGGCGUCGUCUGGCACGGCAGUGCCACAGUGCUGUCGCCUCUGGAGGUCUCCUUCUUGGGCUCCUUCUCUGCACCAUCCUACACUCACGGACCUCCACUCAACUUCUCCAUCAGCUGGACCCAAGGGCAGUUCUCCCUACGUUGUAAGCUCUUGUGGAACGCUACGAUAGAUGGCCUGGUCGACCCCAACCUCGUCUACUCUUCCCCAAUAUACUUCCAGCAGAUCAAGGUUCCUCCAGUGAAAGAAAAGAAAGCGAAGGACAAAAAGGUCGACGGCGGUGACGACAAGCCAGCAAUGACGGUCAGUGACGACGUGAUGCUGCAACUGGCCACCGCUGUCGAUGCCGUAGGUGACUCUGGCUUGCGUGUACCUGUCAUCUUGCAAGGCAACUUAUCUCCUGACAAGACGACCUUCUACUGGAAUGGCAACGCUAUCGUGAUGUUCAAGAAGAAGGCCCCAAUGAUGGGUGAAAGCAGCAACGUGGCUCCUCGGGCGCCAGCUUCGCUCUUUCCAGUGAGUGGCUUCGGACCUUUCUCGUGGACGGCCCGACUCGGUGGCAUGGUCACUUCUGGAUACGUACGUGGAGCCAGCGACAGUGGCGGCGGGCGCGUCACCAUGUGGGACGGUAGCCUGCCGGCGGCCAUUCCCAGCCAUCCGUUCGAUUCCUUCCAGUAUCCGACGGCUGCACUUACGGAGACGGCUUUCACUCCGAUGGUAUUCGGCCACGGCGUGACUUGGCAAGGUUCCAUGACGUCUGACCCAGUAGCGGGCACAGCAAUGCUACAGGGCACCUUCUCAGUUCCCAGGUAUGUCCACGGUGUCGGACCGUUCAACUUCUCCAUCGAUUGGUGGCGCGGCGACUUCCAGUUUAACGUACAGCUGCUCUGGAACGUGUCGAUAGAUGGUGUGGUGACUCCUGAUCGUACUUUCACGUCGCCCAUCUUCUUUAGCGGAGCUACCGUCCUCGACAAUGGCAAAUCGUUGCUGUCUGGAAUCCAGAUGACAGCCAGGGAUGCCGCCAUCGAGCUCGCUGAGGAGUCUGCCAUUGCAGCUGGAGCUGUUCGUGCACCAGUCAUCCUUCAGGGAACUUAUUCGCCGGACAAAACUAUGUUCCUCUGGUCUGGCAAAGUGGUUGCCUCAAUACCAAGGAUACCAACCACUCCACCGAUGCAAUUCCUAUUUGAAGGCGCUGCUGCUGAGGAUGGAAAGGAUGCUAAAGAUGCUAAAGGAGGAAAAGGUGGUAAAGGAGGAAAAACAGACAAAAAAGAUGAUGCAGGAGGCAAGAAGGAUGGCAAAGGCGGAAAGCCCGCUGGUGGCAAAUCUGGUGGCGGUGGAGGUGGCGCCGUUGGCCUAACAGGCAUCACAGGCUACAUCAACGCCAACUUCACGCUAGACCCCGAAGAUCUUUAUUACAAUGAUACAGCAACAAACACGACAAAGAUGCGCCCGACAUACCUGAAUGUGUGGUCUGGACAGGUGCCGGUAACACUGCCAGUGCCAUUCUUCAACAGUAGUCUGGUCGAUCCACAGCCCACUGAUCCCACAACAGCAGCUGCACUGUCCAUCACGUGGUCAGCUUCAAUGGCUCCUGGUGGUGCUGCAGGAGCUAUCAAGUUGAAGGGCACAUACAAACUUCCAGUAUCAGUGAUGGCCACUGUGGACCCCGAUAUCGACGUGGAGUGGUCGAGCGGUGAGUUCUCGCUGUCUGGCACACCCCUGUGGAAGGCACCCCCGCCUACCAUGGUGCAACCAGGCGUCAACUUCACAUCACCAGUCUUCUACCGCAGCGUCACGCCCACGAAGAGCACGAUGAAGGGGUUGUUCGAAGGCGACCCUGCAGACCCCACAGCGGCUACUAAGGUGCCCAUUAUCCUGCAGGGCACGUUCACGCCAGAUAACAGCGGCUUCGUCUGGUCCGGGAACGCGCUCGUCAUUUUCCCAUAUGCUGCAGCCUGAGCGAGCCACUCUGGAAGGAACGUCAGUGUCACACUAUCUGACAGCACUUUUCUUGUCUAACUAUUACCAAAGCAUUCCUCUACGCAGCUCUUCAGUCCAAUGUCUUGGCCUUCCACACAUCUAUUCCCUUCCUUACUAUCGGUGCUGUUUUUUUCCCCUUUGGAGCCGUCCAUAUACCCUUUUUCAGUAUUACUAUAACACAGCUUAUUCUCCAAUCAGUUCUACAUCCCUCACACAUUACAGUACAUAGUAUUUAAUUCUGAGAAUCAAUUUUAUUACACGCGACGUUAUACUUUUCAGUCAAGAUUGAAACAUUUACUUUUAUAUUUUUAAGCACUUAUGUGGAAAUGAAACAGCAUUUCGUGGCUUUGAGCUAAUGGUGACACGAUUUCAGCAGAUGAUAUGGUGUUAUUUGGCGUAAUUUUCCGUACUGCAGUUACUUUCCCUGUACACUUUAAUAGCCAUAUUAAAACAGAUACAGUGAAGGUGGAAGCACAAGUGUUCAACGAAAUGUGUACUUAAGUAGGUAGCUCCACUAAAGAGAAGUAUCAUUAUAUUUCUGUGUGAGCGUCUACACAGCGAAGGUGACGAAGUUUACGUGAAAGUGUUGUGUCAAAGGUUGUAUAACAAAGCUAUUUGGUUUAGUUAUCCGUGGCUCCAAACAAAACUCUAAGUCAAAGAAGUCUGAUUUCGUAUUGUACAGCUUUCUGAACUGGUGUAUCAUACCGCUAUCGAUUAUUACCUUCAAGUAACACUCAAGUUGAAGAAUGACUGAAACAUAUGUGAGGUUUGUAGAACAUAUGUUCUCUAAAGGAAACAGAAUAUAAUAAUGUUCAUACUGACGUUCUUACCGCUCUAAUUCAAGACUUUUCAAACUUAUUUCAGAAUGGCACGCACAUUUAACGUCGACUGCUAUAGAUCAAUUGUGCCAUUGGUAAGGGAAUCUCAGUGAUUAGCUGUAGAAAACAACAUUUGCUUAGUCGUCUGUCACCAGGUCACUCGUUCUGAGGGACAAGAUAACAGUAAAUUCUUCAGGUGAGAGUUGAGCGCCAUCUCUUCUUUCGCUGCGUUCUCUUUCACGAUGGGUAAUUUUAGUUUUAGUCUGUUAAAAAAAACGCUAUAGAUUUAGCGAAAACAAGAAUAGAUAGUUGUACGUAAGUGACGAAAUGACUGUAAACAAUGUAAUUUAAUUACAUAUCUUACUUCAUAAGUGAUUACUUGAAACAGUUCUCAAAUUCGGUUAUUGUAAACAAAAUAUAAUGCAAUACACAAGCGUUACUUCUGCUUCCUCCAUCACUUUCACGAGAAACAUCGAAGCAUUUCAAAUUGCUGAGAGAGACAAUCCAAUGCCAUAUCUGUUUAUUAGUCAGAGUUUUCUCGAGAUUGCUCAGUAUUGCAGGCAUUUCGUCUUUGAUGUUACAAAGUGUAAACUGUGAUGCAAUUUAUCGAUAGUUUUUUUAACUCCUGUAAAAAAAUUUUAUACGUAGAACCUUUCUGCGAAUUUCAGAUUAAUAACUGGCACGAGACAUUUUCCUUUCAGUUUCCACUGACGUUUUAUGUAAUUACUAGCUUUAUUUUCGUUACGAAUUUGUUAUUAAUUAUUUGUAUAUCUUGUGAUCCUUAGAAUCAUAAUUACUCAUUAGUGUAAUCAUAUGGAUAUUUAAGUUUUUUAUGUAAAUUAUACACAACUAAGGGUAUUAACACUAACAGACGAUGGAAGAAAAUAUUUGUGGUGUUCAUUUUGUAUUUUAUGUUGCGUUGUUGUAUUUGAAUCUAUAAUUUUGUGCUUAAGCCAUUAGUUAGUUUCGUAUUUUUUAAAAAGACAUUUUUUCUUGAAUAAUAAUCGAAUUUGUUUUCAAAAUUAUUUAGUUAUUUAAAGUAAGCUAUCCUGAUUUUGUCAGUUGUGUUGCUGUUUUUAGAAUACUAUGUGCUGAUGUAUCUGAACUCCGUCAAGAAGACACAUUUUUCAAUAAAAAUACGAACAUGUGUA
This is a messenger RNA of Schistocerca piceifrons (Central American locust), 8139 nucleotides long. RefSeq lists its product as uncharacterized. NCBI's taxonomy places the organism in Eukaryota, Metazoa, Arthropoda, Insecta, Orthoptera, Acrididae. Bases 165 to 6149 code for a protein of 1994 amino acids. The transcript is spliced from 16 exons. Gene Ontology annotation, molecular function: peroxidase activity; heme binding. The record is from RefSeq and is a predicted model, not a curated record. Gene Ontology annotation, biological process: response to oxidative stress.